GCCUAGUGCUGAGCCCAGCAAGCUGAGAGCUACAGGGAGGUCUGCGAGGGCUCUGCCACACCGUCCCUGAGCCAUGGUCUAGGAAGCACCGGGACCAUGAAGGGCUUAGGAGACAACAGAAGCCGCCAUCUCUCCGAAAACCUGGACUCCCCUCAAGACUCUCUUUAUGCCCCCCAGGACAGGAACCCUUAUCUCCUCAGCCCCACCGACUCCUUCACCAUGGAUCCCCGAUUCCCGGCCCAGAACACCGUACACGGAGACUGUCUCCUGCCGCUCAACAACCAGAUCUCCAACAGCAGCACUUUCCCCCGCAUCCAUUACAACUCCCACUUCGAGGUCCCGGAUGAAAACCCUUUUCCGAGCCACGCCCAAGCCACAAAGAUCAACCGCCUGCCUGCCAACCUCCUCGACCAGUUUGAGAAGCAGCUGCCCAUCCACAGGGAUGGCUUCAGCACGCUGCAGUUCCAGCGGAGCGACGCCAAGCACCGGAGCGAGAGCCCGGGCCGCAUCCGGCACCUGGUGCACUCCGUGCAGAAGCUCUUUGCCAAGUCCCAGUCCCUGGAGGGCCCCGCCAAGGGCAACGUGAACGGGAAGAAGGGGGCAGAUGACACCAAGCAAAACCGGAGGAGCAAGAGCAAGGACCGGGCAAAGACCUCCGAGCCCAAGCGCAGGACCAGGUCCAACAUCUCGGGCUGGUGGAGCUCCGAUGACAACCUGGACAGCGACACCUGCAGCUACCGCAACCCCAUGGGGCUGAUGACGCUGGGCCGGCAGCCCGACCACAGCCAGCCAAAGUACUUCAUGCACGCCUACAACACCAUCAGCGAGCACAUGCUGAAAUCCUCCAAGAGCAAUAACGACCUCAAGGUCACCCCUUGCACCAAUAUCCCCAUCAACAACGACUCCAACUACAUCAAGCGGGGCUCCUGGUCCACGCUGACACUCAGCCAUGCCCGGGAGGUGUGCCAGAAGGCCUCCGCCACCAUUGACAAAGCCUUGCUCAAAUCCAAGUCCUGCCACCAGGACCUGGCCUACCACUACCUGCAGCCUGACGCAGGGCUGUGGGCACAGCUGGGUGGCACGGGCCUGGCCAGCAGCUGGGCAGCGCCACCGCUCGGCUGGGAGGACACGGCUGCCCCGCAGAGCUGGGACCAGCCCCUCAGCCCCGCGCCGACCGACGCAGGCAGCGCCCAGGUGCCCCACGGGGAGUGGAACAGCACACUGUCCCGGGACAAGGACAGCGAGAUCCCGUGCCGGCGCAUGCGCAGCGGGAGCUACAUCAAAGCCAUGGGGGAUGAUGACAGCGAGGACUCAGAAACCAGCCCCAAACCAUCCCCAAAAACUGCAGCUCGGAGGCAGAGUUACCUCAAGGCCACACAACAGUCCCUGAGUGAGCAGAGCACCACACAAAGGAGCCUGGACCGCCUGGACUCUGUCGAGAUCCUCCUACCUCCGAAGUUCCCCACCUGGGAGGAAGAAUACAACCAGAUCUCUGACAGUGCCAACGAGUCCAGCUGCAUCAACCAGAUCUUUGGACCCCCCUCACUUAUCCCUCAGAUAUUUACCCAUGGAGAGCAGGCACCCGAGCCGGAGCUGGGGGAGCAGUACGAGCCCGUCUGCGACUCCACCUACAGCGAGGCCGAGUCGGCGGCUGCGGAGGUGCUGGACCUGCCUCUGCCCAGCUACUUCCGAUCCCGGAGCCACAGCUACCUCCGCGCCAUCCAGGCGGGCUGCUCCCAGGAGGACGACACGGGCUCCGUCCGCUCCAUCUCCCCGCCGCCCACGGGCAGCCUCAGCGGCAGCAGGACCCUGCCCACCAACAGCAGUUCAUCAUGCCUAGUGGCAUAUAAAAAGACUCCACCUCCCGUCCCACCUCGGACCACGUCCAAGCCCUUCAUCUCUGUCACUGUGCAGAGCAGCACUGAGUCAGCCCAGGACACCUACCUGGACAGCCAGGACCACAAGAGUGAGGUCACCAGCCAGUCGGGGCUCAGCAAUUCCUCAGACAGCUUGGACAGCACCAGGACGCCCAGCGUCACCAGGGGCAGCGUCGUGACUCCAGCCAGAGACACUCCAGAGUUACCUCAGAAAAAUGCAACUUUGAAAAGUGACAAAGGGACUCUGACUAACGAAGAGCCUAAAGUGGAGAAUAUCCCCAAACGAAAGCUAUCAUCUAUAGGAAUACAAGUUGACUGCCUUCAGCCAGUGGCAAAAGAGGAGCCUCCUCCACCAGCCACCAAAUUCCAGUCCAUCGGGGUACAGGUAGAGGACGAGUGGCGAAACAGCCACUCUCGCAGCAUGUCCUCCAAACAGGACACAGACUCUGACACACAGGAGCCCAAUAACUCCAGCUGUAAAUCAUCUGAGAGAAGCCUCGCUGAGUGCCCCCAGCACAACAACUCUGUUGGUGUUGAUGCCUCCACCAGGCAACCAGCCAAGCCCUCACAGAUUAAGAGAAACCUCUCCUAUGGAGAAAACAACGACCCGGCCCUGGAGCCUUCUUCUCUCCCUCCUCCUGACCCCUGGCUCGAGAGCUCCUCCACGUCGCCGUCGGAGCCGGCGCAGGCGGGGCCCUGCCGGCGGGACGGCUUCUGGUUCCUGAAGCUGCUGCAGGCAGAGACUGAGCGCCUGGAGGGCUGGUGCCGCCAGAUGGACCAGGAGACCAAAGAGAACAAUCUCUCUGAGGAAGUCUUAGGAAAAGUCCUGAGUGCAGUGGGCAGUGCACAGUUACUAAUGUCACAGAAGUUCCAGCAAUUCCAUGGCCUCUGUGAGCAAAACUUGAACCCUAAUGCCAAUCCCAGACCCACAGCCCAGGACUUGGCUGGAUUUUGGGAUCUCCUCCAGCUGUCCAUUGAAGACAUCAGCAUGAAGUUUGACGAGCUGUACCACCUCAAAGCUAAUAGCUGGCAAUUGGCAGAGACACCGGAGAGAAAGGAAGAGAAGAAGCCACCCCCUCCAGUGCCAAAGAAGCCAGCCAAGUCCAAAUCGCAGCUGAGCCGGGACAAAGGCUCCGACUCGGACAAGCAGCGGCAGGAGGCACGGAAGCGGCUGAUGGCGGCCAAGCGCGCGGCCUCCGUGCGGCAGAACUCGGCCACCGAGAGCGCCGACAGCAUCGAGAUCUACGUCCCCGAGGCCCAGACCCGCCUCUGAGCCCAGCCACGGCCAGCCCGCGGCUUUUAUAAGUCAUUAAAUGGGAAAAAAAAGGUUCUCUCGAAA
Molecule: messenger RNA, 3216 nt
Organism: Agelaius phoeniceus (red-winged blackbird)
Lineage: Eukaryota; Metazoa; Chordata; Aves; Passeriformes; Icteridae
Gene: DLGAP4
Product: DLG associated protein 4
Biological process (GO): signaling
Cellular component (GO): glutamatergic synapse; postsynaptic specialization
Molecular function (GO): molecular adaptor activity
Source: RefSeq, a predicted model, not a curated record